AUGUGUCUUGUCCUGAUUUGUGUGCGAGUGCCAGUUCCUUGUCAUUCACGUAUUUACAGAGCUUCGUGCGAGGAAUGUUGUCCUUAUGAACCAUUAUUAGAAAUGACAAUGUGUCUAGGACACUUCUUUGAGGGACAUCGCACUGAGGUUCCAUCUCAUCGGAUAGUGGUGAGUUUGAUUGCGGUGAGCGGUGCGGACCUCGUCAACGGCAUGAUGUUUGGCUGGACCGCGGUCUUGCCUAAGCUCCAGGAGGACACCAGCAGGUUCACGGUGACCGAGGACGACGUUUCAUGGCUUGUAUCUGUGGUCUUAAUAAUGGGUUUCAUCACCGCCCCAUUGGCCGGACCUAUAGCAGAGUGCGUGGGUCCGCGACGGCUGCUCAUGAUCAUAACGCUUCCCGUUACUGGACUUUGGCUCGUGCAGGCCUACAGUCCCUACCUGUGGCUCCUUUACCUCGCGAGAGCUCUAAUGGCGAUCUGCGGCACAGUAGUGUACACGGUCGUGAACCCGUUGGCUGCAGAAUUGUUUCCGGCCCACAUUAGAGGCGUGGCUACAGCGGUUCCAGAGGCGUUCGGCUCUGCAGGAUUAUUGCUAUCCUAUCUGCUAGCUUCUGUUUUGCCUUGGGACACGGCCACUGCAUUUUUUGCUGUCCCCAUCCUGCCCCUGUCCUUUAUGAUGCUGCUUGUACCAGAGUCCCCAUACUGGCUAGUACGAAAAAAUAAUAUCGACGCAGCUGAGAGAUUUCAGACUUCUUCUUGGCCGUGA
Molecule: messenger RNA, 765 nt
Organism: Penaeus indicus
Lineage: Eukaryota; Metazoa; Arthropoda; Malacostraca; Decapoda; Penaeidae
Product: facilitated trehalose transporter Tret1-like
Exons: 4
Coding region: 1-765 (254 amino acids)
Biological process (GO): transmembrane transport
Cellular component (GO): membrane
Molecular function (GO): transmembrane transporter activity
Source: RefSeq, a predicted model, not a curated record